AUGUUCCGGCAUAUUCUCAACUUUUUGAGAAACAAAAAGCUUUUGCUGCCUAAUGAUUUUCCUUACGUUAAUCUUUUACUGCAAGAGGCUCAAUAUUUUGAACUGGAUCAUAUGGUGUUGGCGCUGACUACUCUUAAGCGAGAGAGGGAAGAAGUGAAACUGGAGUGGAAUUGCCACCAUGAUACUGAGUCUACUUCUGAGGAUUACUUGCUUCAGAAAUGGAAAAGAUGCAGGAGAGAGGAAAAUUAA
Molecule: messenger RNA, 249 nt
Organism: Parnassius apollo (apollo)
Lineage: Eukaryota; Metazoa; Arthropoda; Insecta; Lepidoptera; Papilionidae
Source: the annotation of a GenBank genome assembly